AUGGACCAUAACGAUGAGCGCAAGUCUCCUGUUCCUUUAUCGCAAUCGCCACCUGGUUCAAGUGCACCGCCAAUUUUGCCUAAGGCUAAACUAGUAGAUCCACCAUCGGUAUCGAAUACACAUGGCCAAUCCUCCAACGUACUGAAGAAUGUUUCUUUUGGUGUUUUGGGACCUAAAAAGCCAAAAGAUGUUUCGCCUAAGAUAACAAAUGAUACUCCAAGAAUACAGUCCAUGGACAAUGAUGUCACAUUGGAUUCAAUAGCUUCAGAUUCUGGGAUAUUGUCUACCAAAGAACAACCUAAGGCAGUAUAUGUGAACCAGGAUCUUCAAAAGCACAUUUUUACUUAUGGCCCGUACGUUCCUAGCAAGAUUGAAUCAUCUCAGGUCCCUCGACCUUCAAAUAUGCUAAGGAAUACGACAUCCGAGGUAAUUUAUGAAACUGGAAAGACAUCAGGACUUAUUCCUACAUUUGGUAAUCAUCGUAUAAUUGACACAGGAUCAGCAAGUCCAAUAUAUAUAACUCCGACACUUGCUGAGUUACCUCUUUAUGGCGAAUCUUUAUCUAAUAUAAAGCUGCCUUUUGGUGUUGUCGUACAGCCCUUUGCAGAAAAUGUGGAUGAAAAUGUACCAAUGAUAGAUUUUAUCGCUGAAAUGGGAGGAAAAGACACCAGAUGUGACCUUAUUAGAUGCACAAAAUGUCAAGCGUAUCAUAACCCUGCUAUGGAGGAUAACUCAAGGCAUAAUGUAAGAAUUUGUAACUUUUGUUAUUCCUCAUUUAACCUCACGACCGCUCAAGCAGAUACACUGGAGAAGAUCAGGUUAAUGUACCGAGAUACUUUGUCACCUCUUACAAAGGGAAGUAUAGAUUACAUUGCUCCCAAGCACUAUUACACUAAUGUAACGGUUGAUACUCCAAUUGAAUCUCUAACGAGCAAUAUCUCCAAUUUGCUUGGGAAGGCUGGUAGUAUUACCAAUAUUAGAUUACCAUCACUUACCAAACAAACUGAUGAACCAACUGUGUUUGAGGAUUACGCUGAUUUGGAGAAAUCCAGGAAUACUGCAUUUCAGGUACAUACCAUAGGAAACAACUCUGCCACAAAGUCUACACAGGAUACCAUGAUUAAUUCACUAUCGCUGUCGCCAAAGAUUGACUACAAGGCGGUACCAUCCUAUAUAUUUGUGGUGGAAACAACUGUCGCUUCGAAUACAAUAGGUUUAAAGGAAUCUGUAUUGUCAGCGAUAAAGAAUGCUCUAAGUAAUUGUGGAAAUUUUGUUCGUUUUUGCGUGAUAACGUACGAUUGUGUUGUACAUUUGUAUCCAAUUGUUGGUGGAGAGUUGGCUAUGUAUUAUGUUGCUGAAGUGGAUGAAUCAUUUACUCCAUGCACACCUGGUGAUUUAUUCUUGGAAGUUGAUGGAGAUUUAACGCAAGUUUCUUCAUAUUUGGAUCAGAUUUUGUCUGUUUCAAUCUUGAAGAUAGGUUCACAGACUUGCUCUAAUUUUGCAUUGAAUGUAGCAGUACGUUUGCUUGGUGAUUCUAAAUCUUGUGGAACGGUAACCAUGUUUUAUUGUUCCAUCCCAGACGUUGGUAUUGGUAUAUCCAGGAAUUCCAAAAUCACAAAUGAUUUUAACCUUACUGAUUCCCAAAAGAUUUAUUAUGAUUCCUUGAUACAAACUUGUUAUGAAUCCGGAAUUUCAGUGGAUUUGUACAUUUGUCCAGUGGAUAGUAGAAUACCUGGAGAUAUUGCACUCCAGUAUAUAACGCAGCAAACAGCAGGAAAAUGCCACUAUAUGUCAUAUUUUAAUGGUAAAAACGAUUAUUUGAAGAUAUAUAAUGAUAUUUUGAGACUUUUUACGCUACAGUGUGGUUAUAAUUGUGAACUAAAAUUGAGAGCCUCAAAGGCUAUUGCUAUUAAUGAGGUCAUAUGCCCAUUUAGUAAUUCUAGAGCUAUUAUAAAUAAUUCAACAGUAAAGGUUCCAAAAUUAGGCCCUGAUACUGCAUUAGCUUUCACUCUUUCCCUUGAUGAUUUAAUAGACAAUAGGCAUGCCUUGUAUCUGCAAUGUGCAUGUAUGUAUAAUAGUAGCUUAAAUGGCCAAAAAAUGAUUAGGGUACACACAUCUACCGUUAGGGUUACCACUUCCAUCAAUCAAAUUUUCAAAAAUACAAAUUGUGAUGCGGUUAUGAACAUCUACAUGCGAAAGUUAUCACGUGCAUUUAUAAAGACCGGAAAAUUUCCAAAGAAAGACUUCAUGAAUUCAGUUGUACAUUCGCUUACUUCGUAUAGGCAUCUGUGCGCCCCUUCAACUCCUUCAAAUCAACUUAUACUUCCAGACAAUCUAAAAUUACUUCCAAUUACUCUUAAUGCGUUAUUCAAGCAUGAGACAACGGAUGAAAAUGAACCAGAGUAUAUUCAAAAAUUACUUAGGGCGUUGUUGGCACCGGUGAAGGAGACCGCAUUUAUGUGUCCUAGGGUAUUCUGCCUGUAUAGGACUGUAAAUGAUGAUAGCAACGGUAUACCGGCGUCUGGUUGGAAGUUUAAUGCCAAUAUUGUACCUGCAUCAUCAUCCAACAUUUACAGUGAUGGAAUGUACAUUAUGGACGAUGGUCACAAACUCUUGUUGUACUUUGGACCUCAUGUUAAAUGGGAACUUUUACAGCAGCUAUUUGGGCAAAACCUUGUGCUGGAUGAUAAGUCUGCUAAUUCGUUGGCCCUUGUGGAAUCCGAAACUACGACGAAUUUUCUGGAAUGCGUGGAUCAAAUUCGCGCUGUCCACUCUGGAUGUCAGUAUAUACCGCUAAAGAUACUUCCUUAUACAUCUAAGAUCGGUAAAAUGAUUAAAUUGCUUCUUUUGGAGGAUGAGCGUGGCGAAGAACCGAGUUACAUCAACUUUCUGGUUAGGUUACACAAACUUAUUAAACAGGCGCACACUAAUCUUUUGUAA
Molecule: messenger RNA, 2940 nt
Organism: Theileria equi strain WA
Lineage: Eukaryota; Apicomplexa; Aconoidasida; Piroplasmida; Theileriidae
Product: Sec23/Sec24 domain containing protein
Exons: 2
Coding region: 1-2940 (979 amino acids)
Biological process (GO): COPII-coated vesicle cargo loading; endoplasmic reticulum to Golgi vesicle-mediated transport; intracellular protein transport
Cellular component (GO): endoplasmic reticulum exit site; COPII vesicle coat
Molecular function (GO): zinc ion binding; SNARE binding
Source: RefSeq, a predicted model, not a curated record